This is a messenger RNA of Hypoxylon trugodes, 1097 nucleotides long. RefSeq lists its product as uncharacterized. The record is from RefSeq and is a predicted model, not a curated record. The transcript has 2 exons. NCBI's taxonomy places the organism in Eukaryota, Fungi, Ascomycota, Sordariomycetes, Xylariales, Hypoxylaceae. The coding region runs from base 573 to 1028 and encodes 151 amino acids.
CAUGUAUAUCCAUGACUAUGAGCAUAUUACCUAAGGUACCUCCUAAUACCCACUAAACUUACCUUUUGACCCUUCUUUUGUAAGCGGGUCGUGAAACGGCCUCAAAAAGCGCAAACUUGCUCACUUUGCGUGUAAAGCUGUAACCACUUCUUCUUCAAACAUGUACCGCACCCGGCCAUUGUCGCCUAUUGUUCAACAUGAAUCUACAUACAUAUAUAUUAUUCUGAAUCAAAAAGUCAAAAAGUCGUUUGAUCAAAAACGGCAAUGCGGGUAAACAGUUGCCUUAGAUGGAUUGGUGCCGUUGUUAGUACGCCGCAUCGUGGAACCUUGAGGGACAAACCUCCUUGUCAUUCAUCACAUCAACCAAUUCCUGACUAGAGUCCACCUUGAAAAUGUCUUAUUUGGCAGAUGAAAAAUAGAAAUUUCUGGUUGUUUUUCUCUCUCUCUUUUGAAUAUACCAUAUACCCUUACCUAGCAACAUAAGUUAUCUUGUAAUAUCCAUAUACAUCAUUCUUACAACUCAUCAUAUCUAUCUUCAACAAAGGCGCAUCAAGAAACACUACGAAGGGAAAAUGUGUGGUGAUCAUUCACGACAGUCCUGCGGUGGUGCCCUCGCUGUACUCAGUCUUCCGCUUCGAAGCACCCGUUUCUUACCGCAAACUAUGGCAGGCCGACUCGUUUUCCAUGACUGUGGAAAGGGAGGUUUAGUUGCGACCCACGCUACAUUUACACCGGACGAAAGCAGUAUUAGCAGUAGCGUUUCCGAUAUAGAUACAUGUAUUGUGGGCAUUCACGAAACUGGCGACCUCACGAAAUCUGCCAUAAUAAGUCCAUUUCUCUACAAGUUCAGCAUACCUCAAGGUCGACCGACUUCCCAAGACAGCUGGCAGGAACGGUCGAUAGAAGUGCCACUUAGUCAUCCGAUGAAGAUUGAGGUCGGCGGCGACGGCAUCAUUGGUCGACGAGUUACUAUAUGGUCACAGCAUGCAGUAGAUCCUAUUGCGGAAGGAAUCAUAGGAUAUAAUUGAACUAAAGGCACAGCACGAUCAGACAUGAACGGGGAUCACAAUUUGAGCCGAAUAACCAGGUAAUCCAGU